This is a messenger RNA of Hemicordylus capensis (graceful crag lizard), 6467 nucleotides long. It is a transcript of the gene MARCHF8, whose product is annotated as membrane associated ring-CH-type finger 8. Gene Ontology annotation, cellular component: lysosome; late endosome membrane; early endosome membrane. Gene Ontology annotation, biological process: antigen processing and presentation of peptide antigen via MHC class II; protein polyubiquitination; immune response. The record is from RefSeq and is a predicted model, not a curated record. Gene Ontology annotation, molecular function: zinc ion binding; MHC protein binding; ubiquitin protein ligase activity. The transcript has 8 exons. Lineage: Eukaryota; Metazoa; Chordata; Lepidosauria; Squamata; Cordylidae. Bases 273 to 1679 code for a protein of 468 amino acids.
CGGGCGGGUAGAUUUACUAAGGAACGAAGACGCUGGUCAGGCAUUAAUUUGUAUGUAAUUGCCUUUCUUGCCAACUGUAUUGCGGAUUAUGGGUAGCAACAUCCACAGCCGAGUCGAGUCCUACGUGAGACUGCAAGGUGUGGAGCUGAAGCUGAGAACAUGAAUUGUCUAAGAAUUCAUGGCAGAGGUGCACAAGCUGACAAAGACAGAUAAUCGGCUUCAUAUCUGAAACACCAUCUGUGCAAAAGAAUCCGUCCUGCAUUGGUGGUGUGAUGAAUAUGCCAUUACAUCAAAUCUCUGUAAUUCCAGCCCGGGAUGUUACUUUUUCCAGAAUAUCUAAGAAUAAAACCAAAGAGAGAGAGAAGUAUGAGAAGACUUUGGGUCACUCAAGUAACAUCUCAAAGGCUGGCAGUCCAACCUCUGUUUCUGCUCCUUGCAGCUUCUCUCAGGCAUCAGUUACACCAUCUAAUCAAGACAUCUGCAGUUCCAGUGCAGUGUGUUCUGAAUGUUGUCAUCACAGUCCAGUGCAAUCUGCUGUUAUCUUGAAAAAUCCUGUCUGCCAGAAUUCUCUGACCUCUGUGACAGUUAUCUGCCAAGAUACCGUGCAGGCUUUCAAGAAAAACCUCCAUGGGCAAGCCUGUGUCCAUGCUGUCAAGUCUAAGAAUGGGAAAGCUAACCAAACUCUGAAAUUCUCCAAAUCCCUCAGUGAUGUCUACCAGAAAGCUCAGAGCACAACGGAAAGUUUUAGCUAUGUGGAGCGAACCUGUUCAGAAGGCAAACUGACACAAUCCCAGGAGCAGUGUGUAAGACUUACUAAACGUGAUCACAAGGCGAAGAAACCAUUCAACCUCAGGCCCUUUUCUUUCAGUAAUUCCAAAUCCUCCUAUUUCCAGUCGCUCUCUACCAAUUACUCAAGCACUUUUGGGGCUAGUGAUGCCCACAGUGCAGUACACAUCCCUCUGUUGGAGGACAAAUGUGACAACGAAAUGUUCCCGAGUAAAAAGUUGCUGUUCUACCUUUUCUCCUUCUCUCAUAGUUCCAGUGCAAGCAGUCAUGAACUGGAAAACUACUCAAGUCACCUCCGAACAAAGAAAUCUUCCAGUGUGGUGGUAGAGAGCACAGGUUUCUGUUCAGAUGACAUGGGAGAUGAUGAUGUCUUUGAGGACAGUUCCUCUGUGAGGCUGAAAACUGCAGAUUUACGGGCACCACUCUGUUCGGUUGAAAAGGAUAGUGACUUAGAUUGCUCUUCCCCCUUGUCAGAAAUCUUUCCCCCUCUCUCCCCUGUGUCCAUAUCUGGGGAUGCCUGCAGGAUAUGCCAUUGUGAAGGAGAUGAUGAGAGCCCUCUAAUCACUCCCUGUCACUGCACAGGCAGUCUUCACUUUGUGCAUCAGGCAUGCUUGCAGCAGUGGAUCAAGAGCUCGGACACCCGCUGCUGUGAACUCUGCAAAUAUGAAUUCAUCAUGGAGACAAAAUUGAAACCUUUAAGAAAACCCACAGGUUCUAGUUCUGCCUUCAGGAGCAACAGAGAACAAGUUCGCUUUCUUCUCUAUGUGACAGCCCUUCAGAUAUUUGAAAACUGCUGUUACGUCUCCCUUCUCCAAGCUAAACAUAUCCAGCUCUUUCAGAUGUUCCUCAUAGGGCAGUUUCCAGACUCCCUCACCAUCUUUGUUCUCUUCUGAACCGGUUCCAGUUAUCAAUGUUCUUCUUAAAAUGUAGGAGCCACAGUUGGACAGGAUAUUCCAAAAGAGGUCUGACCAGCACAGAAUAGAGUGGACCUCUGUUAAUGCAGCUAAAUAUAGCAGUCACUUAUUUAGCAGCUAUAUCACACUGCUGGCUCAUGUUCAAGUUCACAUGUAACUCUGCCUAACCAGGUCUCCCCUAUCUGUACUUGUGCAUUUGAUUUUUCUUACCCAGGUACAUUUGUCUCUGUUGAACUACAUCUUAAUUUGGACCCAGUGUUCAAGCUUUUCCAUGUCUUGGUCUUGUCUUCUAAACUGUUAGCUAUCCCCUUCCCCCACAGCUUUGAUAAUCUGCAAAUUUUAUAAGCAUCCCCUCUACUUUAUCCUCCUAAGUCAUUUAUGAAAGUAUUGAAAAGCACAGAGCCCAGGACAGAACUCUGUGGCACUCCACAUGAUACCUCCUUCCAGAAUGUGAACACAAUCAUACCCAGCAAAUAAUCAUAAAUGGCUAUUCAACAGUAACAUGAAUGAGCCCAUUUUACCAUCUUGGUACCCUGGGAGACUUUGUCAAAUGCUUUGUUGAAAUAGUGUAUACUGUCCACAGUUGUCAAAAAAGUUGAUGAGAUUGGUCUAUCACAAGUUGUUCUUGACAAAUACACGCUGGCUUAUACUGAUUCUCCAAGUACUCAGACUGACUGAUUGCUUAAUAAUCUGUUGUAGGAUCUUGCCAGGCAUCAAGGUCGAGCUGACAGAUCUGUCCUUUCCCCACUUUUUGAAGACAGGGACAACAUUUGCCUAUCUCCAGUCCUCUCAGUCACUCUGUCACUAUCAUUGCACUAUUUUCCCCAAGCAACAGAUCUACUGCAGCAUUUCUUUGACCUUCCACUUGUUUCAAGUAGAUUGUAAAACUCCUUUUUGGAGGGAUUUUUGUGUCUUGUUUUUUGCAUUGCUCACAAGACAGCUCUCCUGACACCAUCCCUACAGGUUCAGGCCUCUCUUUCAUACUCCAUCUUGGUUAUCCUUCAAUUGCUUAUAUGUGUCCUUUUUGCUUCUCAACUGCUCAGAGAGUUCUCUGCACAUCCACACUGAUUUUCUGAUAUGUCUCCCAUGUUUUGUGCUCAUGGGAAUUAUUCACAAUUGUUGGAUUUGAUUGGUAUCUCACUUUUCAGAAUCUCCCAUCCUACUUUUUUUCUUCUUUUGGAUUUCUAACCUUUCUAGCCAUGGGAUCCAUGUAGUUUUUCUCUGAGCUCAUUGAAGUCAGGUUUCUUGAAAUCUAGGGUACACAUCUGAUUUCCAGCAGUUUUCCAUCCCCUUGAUAUCAUGAAUUUCAAUAUGGCAUGGUCAUUUUCCCCGAGGGUUCCUCCCACUUUCAUUUAAGCAACCAAUUCUUUCCUAUUAAGGUCUAAGUUCAGGAUAGCUGACCCCCUUGUUCUUUCUUCCACCUUCUGAAAGAUGAAGUUGUGAGUAAGAGAAGUCAAAAACCCAUUGGACCUUCCAGUCUUAGCAGAGUUAAGACUUUCAACAGCUGCCAGGAUAGUUGAAGUCUCCCAUUACUGCUAAUGCCUGCCCCUUUGAAAAUUAUGUUAAUCUGUCUAAGGAAAGCAUUGUCCAUGUAUGUUGCUUUGCCAGAUGGUAUGUAGUAAAUGUCUGCAAUGGAAUUGCUUUUAUUUUUCUCACACAUUUUCCCAGGUCCAGACACUUUUGACUAGACUUUCAUGCUCAGAUUCAUGGAUUUCUCUACAAGUUUAUAUACAUUUUUACAUAUAAUGCAACUCCCUCCCCCUUUUUGUUGUGUUUAUACUUUUCGAACAAGUUAUACCCUUCAAGUAUGAUAUUUCAGUCAUGAAUCUCAUCCCACCAAGUUUCAGUGAUACCUAUCAGAUCAUAUUUGCCUUCCUGUUCUAGGAUUUCAGGUGCAUCCUAUAUUGAUAUUGGAGAUUGUGAGCACAUCAUUUUCUAGCUUCCUUGAUGUAGUGACUUGCAGAUUUGAGUGCUCCCUCUUCUGUUUUGCCUUUGCCCAUAUUUUCUUGUCGCUACUACUUGGUGCUUUGCUUUGUCUCCCUCAUCAGGCUCAAUUUAAAGCCCUUCUGAUGAGGUUUGCCAGGCUCCUGCCAUAAGUGUUCUUCCAUCUAAUUUAGAUGGUACACCCCAUCUAAUUUCAGGAGUCCUUCAUGUAAGUAGUAAUUCAAGAAUCAAAACCAUUUUUGAUGACACCAUCUUUGUAGCUAGAGCAUUUUCUUCAUGCAUCAUAUUUAAUGACCCUAUUCAACCCUAACACAGCAUCCCUGUCUGAUGACUACUUUGUUUCUCUUUAGAUUGUGAGCCCCUUUGGGACAGAGAACUGUCUUAUUAAUUUAUUUAUUAUAUGAACCACUUUGAAAACUUUUGUUGAGAAGCAGUAUAUAAGUAGUAGUCAUCGUCAGGAACUUCUCUGUCACAUUCCACAUGUGCGCACCAGCUCUCUCCAAGAUCUCUCUUGAUCUGUCAGGUCUGUACACAUGUUGCUCUAUCCCUCUCAAUAGUCACCCAUGUUUCCUACUCUCUUUUUUUUUUUAAUUGGUAAACAAAAUUUUAAACAUGGCAUUAAAUAUGACCUUUGAUAGGAUGCUCAGGGGUGAUUUUCAAUGGGAAAAUAGUGGGGUAGAGAGUUAAACACCUAGAGAGAAACCUCAUCCUCAAUUAUGGGCAUCUAAGGCAUUCACUCCCCCACCCCACCCCCAAGACUAAUAUCAGUAUUAAAUAUAUACUGCAUCGAUUCUUUUUAUCAUGACAUUGGGCAAAAAUGAUAAUGACCACCUGAUAAUGUGUACCUUAUCUCUACGUCAUUAAAAAAAUAAUUAGAAGAGUUUUAAAAAUACUUUUAACUAAAAGCCUGAGAAAACAGGCGCAUCUUAAGGGUCUUUUUAAAGGCAGCCAAAGAUGGAGAAGAUCUUUCUUUGACAAGGAGCACAUUCCAAAGCCCUGGGGUUGCCAUAGAGAAGGCAUGACUAAAGCAGACAAGAAUUCAAUAACCAAUAAUGUAAUCCUGCAGCAAGUGUUAGAAGAAAUGCAAGAAUCCAUAGCGGCCAAAAUGCAAAAAAGAUUGGUGAUUAAUGGUUAAAUUGAUUAAUGAUUAAAAAUUAUUAGGGGAGACAUGAAAGAGAUUUGGGAAAUUGCAGAGGCCACAAUGGAGCCCCAGUGAUAUGCAAGUCCUUUGCUAUUUUUAUUUGAAAAUAAAUAUCUCAGACCAAUCAGACAGUAAUGAAUUUGUCAAAUUUAUCGAGGCAGUAUCUAUCCCUUGACUACAAGACCAUCAUAAGCACAGUCUAAAUGAUCCAUUAACAGAUGAAGAGCUUCUAGAAGUGAUUAAAUAACUGAAGAGCCAUAAAUCUCCAGGCCCAGGUAGUCUUAAAGCCCUGGCCUAUUAAAAAAAUUGAUGACAUAUUGAUACCUAGACUUGUACGCUACACUAUUUUAAUUCACCAUUAUUUAAUAUACCAUUAUUUAAUUCCAUCCUGUGGGAGGCCAUUAUGUAUCUGCCCCAGAUCCAUUAUGUACUCUUGAACUGUUCUCAGCCAAGUCGCUAGCUCAGUUCCUCUAUGGUGCCCAAUUGGGCCCCUUCCCCAACAUUGCGACUCUGGAACUUGUACAAUCUAAAUUUCUGUGGGCAGCACUCCAAGUAUCAAGAUGUGUCUCCAAUGCCAAUUUGCGCCUGCAGACAGGCCUGAUCAAACUGGACGCUAGGGUGUGGAAGGCCAUCCUCUGUUAUUGGCUCGGACUAUCCUUUUGCCCAGUUGGUCUUGCCCCCCUAACCCUAUGUGAUGAUUACCAAUCUAGCUGGAUUCAGACAACUUGGAGAAAAAGAGCCACCCUGGACCUUUUCUCCCCUUGACCUUGCUCAGCAUGGGCUAUGACCAGGCAAAAGCAAUCAUCAAACUGCUCAUUAUAGACAGUGAGCGCCAAACCAAUCUCAGCAGGGUCCCAAAAUUUCAUGUCAGUGAUGGGCUUUUAUUCUGCUUCUCCAGCAGCAUACCUCACCCAGCUGGAGGUUCCAAAGCACGGAAGAGCGUUCACUUUCGCUCGCUGCCAUAGCCACCCUUCAGCAGUGCUAGAAGGCCGUUAUAGAAGGACCCAGUUUGCAGAGUGACUAUGCCCCUGUGGCCUAGGGCAGAUCGAAACUACCGAGCAUGUUCUCCUCUACUGUUUGUUCUAUAGAGAGAGACAGUUGCGCCUCCCUCAUCCUUCCAUUGCUAAGCAAGUAUCCAGGUCAUCCGAGCCAAUUCUACAGCUCCUUGCUACUCUCUGACUCUAAGCCUGCAAUCACAUAUAGUAUCGCUAGGUACUGUGCAGCUGUGAUCAGCGUUCAUCUGCGGAUGACAGGCAGUGAGUCUUAUCAGCCUUAAUCUGAACCUCAGUGACUCUGGGCAGGCCCUACAAUUGCUCACGCGCCUCCUUUUUAAAAAAUGGUUCCUUAUAACCUUUAAUCUGGCUGUUUUCCAGUUUUAUUACUCAGGCUUUUAUGUAUUUCUGUCUUCUCAUGUCUUUUAACCUUUUUACAUCCAUUCUUAUGCUGUCUCCCCCCUCUUUUUUAAUGCCUUUCAUGGGUUUUUAUGAUUUCUAUUACUUCUCAGGCUUUUAGACCCUCAUGCUUUUGGUCUAUUAUCUACUAUUUUUAGUAUGUUGAGUCCUUUUAGUAUUAAUAUGUACCGAUUUAUAUGUAAUCACUUUUUAUCUACUCUCACUUUUAACAUGUAAUCACCCUUAUACUUUAUGCUGCUCUGUGACCAUAAUAAAGAAUGAUUGAUUGAA